Molecule: messenger RNA, 2283 nt
Organism: Aspergillus luchuensis
Lineage: Eukaryota; Fungi; Ascomycota; Eurotiomycetes; Eurotiales; Aspergillaceae
Product: phosphatidylinositol-3-phosphatase YMR1
Exons: 3
Coding region: 1-2283 (760 amino acids)
Biological process (GO): dephosphorylation
Molecular function (GO): phosphatase activity
Source: RefSeq, a predicted model, not a curated record
AUGGAGAGAACACGGGUCGCUAAGGUUGAAGAUGUGACCUUGGCGCGCCGAGGCGAGCAAGUGGUCGGCACUCUCCACCUCACCCCUCACCAUAUUAUCUUCUCCCACACUCCUCCUCCUCCUCCUCCUUCCUCCUCCACCGACGCGUCUCAGGCUCCGGGUCCUUCUGGUCGGCCUAAAGAGCUUUGGAUCACAUACCCCAUAAUUUCCUUGUGCACCUGCCGCCCCACCCCCGCCGCAUCCCGCCAGCCGUCCUCCAUUCGUCUCCGGUGCCGUGAUUUCACCUUUGUCUGCUUCUAUUUCACCACGGAGAGGAAGGCGCGUGAUGUUUACGAAACCAUCAAAUGCUGGACCUGUAAAGUGGGCCGCAUUGAUAAGCUGUACGCUUUCUCAUACCGCCCUCCCCCUCCUGAACAGAAAUUCAAUGGUUGGGAACUGUACAAUCCUAGCAAAGAAUGGGCUAGACAAGGCGUCGAUCAGGCUGGUUCUGGAUGGAGAAUCUCUCAAUUGAAUACAGACUACGGGUUUUCUGCCACUUAUCCAGCCCUUCUACCGGUCCCCUCGGCCAUAUCUGACAAUACCCUUAAUCACGCUGGAAAAUAUCGGUCCCGAGCGAGAGUGCCGGUUCUUACAUAUCUUCAUCCGGUGAACAACUGCUCAAUCACACGGAGCUCACAGCCUCUUGUCGGUGUGCGACAAAACCGCAGCAUUCAAGACGAAGCGUUGCUAGCGGCCAUCUUUUCAACCUCGCGCUCAGAGAGACCUCUUGCAAGCUUCACCCCGCCUGGCUUCGAUUCGGAUUCCUCCAACUCGACCCCAGGGAACGCCUCACGCAGUCAUAUGCUCGCUGAUCUGACUGUCCCUGAUGACUUGGAAGAUGAGUUGCUGAGCCCUGUCCGCGAGACUCCGGAGGGAAAAGCCCAAGUCUAUGGUGCCCAGCAGCACAAUCUCAUUGUUGAUGCUCGUCCCACGGUCAAUGCCUUCGCCAUGCAAGCUGUUGGACUUGGAUCGGAGAACAUGGACAACUACAAAUUUGCCACCAAGGCUUACCUUGGAAUUGACAAUAUCCAUGUGAUGAGAGACUCUCUGAGCAAAGUGAUUGAUGCGCUCAAGGAUUCGGAUGUAACCCCACUGGGCCCAAAUAAAGACCAGCUUGCACGGAGUGGAUGGCUAAAGCACAUUUCCGGCAUCUUAGACGGUGCUCGGUUGAUCGCUCGGCAGGUUGGUCUCCAGCAUUCGCACGUCUUGAUUCACUGUUCCGAUGGAUGGGACCGUACGAGUCAGUUGAGUGCACUGAGCCAGAUCUGCCUCGAUCCUUACUAUAGGACGAUGGAAGGCUUUAUGGUACUGGUGGAGAAAGAUUGGCUAUCCUUCGGUCACAUGUUCCGACACAGAUCAGGACACCUGAACAGUGAGAAGUGGUUCCAAAUCGAGAACGAGCGGAUUGGGGGUGAUUCCAACCGUGGGUUUGGCGAAGGCGGUGGUGCAGGCAGAGCUCUUGAGAAUGCGUUCUUAAGCGCCAAAGGAUUCUUUAAUAGAGAUAACAACAGCCGCGACGCAAUUGGAGAAUCAGAUGGGGAGAUGCAAAGCUACGACGCAGAAAAUCUGAAGAAGCCUAACAAUGCUAUACCCCGAACCGCCGCCGCCGAAAAGGAGGUUACCAAGGUGAAGGAGACGAGUCCAGUCUUCCAUCAGUUCCUUGACGCAACGUAUCAGUUGCUAUACCAAUAUCCUACCCGAUUCGAAUUCAACGAGCGGUUCCUGCGCCGUCUUCUAUACCACCUCUAUUCAUGCCAAUUUGGAACCUUUCUUUUCAACAGUGAGAAAGAACGCGCAGAUUGGAACGCGAAGGAACGAACGCGGAGCGUGUGGGACUACUUUCUGGCGCGGAGGGAGCAGUUUACCAAUCCACAGUACGAACCUCAGAUCGACGACCACAAGCGUGGACAGGAGCGACUGAUCUUCCCCCGAAUCAACGAGGUCAGAUGGUGGAGUGAGUCGUUUGGUCGCACCGAUGCGGAGAUGAACGGCGUGCGGUCCUCUGGUUCUAGGCCACCCAUUGGGCGUGAUGCGACUAGUACUCAGCCAUCACCAGUGUUGACCGGAAUUGAAACCGCUAAUCAUUCUCUCGGCGCUGGAUCGUCUGGGAAAGAUACUUUAAGUGCAGCCUCCACUGGAAUGGCGGCAGUAACUGCGGGAAUCUCGAAUCUAGCCUUCCCUAAGAGCAAAGAGGACGGGCAGGAUCCUAAGAGCUUGAAUCGGAUGGAAGUGGAGAUGCAGUAG